CCAGUUCCCUGCCUGCUGCUCGGAGUGGCGCCUCCUGCCCUGUUGUGGUCGCCUUUCGUCCCGGUUUCUUGGUUUGCUGUGUUCCGCUCCUGCUGGCCUGGUGGCUCUGGUGCCGCAGUUCAGAGGAAAGAAAUGAGACGGAAACUUCUGGACCUUCAGAUGAGAUCUUUCCACGCUUUAACAACAAUAUGCCAAUGCCAAAGCUUUAACAAAACUGGAUAUCUACUAUUAAAGCUGGAUAAUGAAGUUGAAAGAACAGCUCACAGAACAGCAAAGUCUUGGGAUUUGUAUGCACUGAAACCUGCGUUCCCUUGGUUGACAAGUCAAUGUGUGCAAGUCAGGAAUUGGCAUUUUCUCCAAGGAUUUCUGUCCACUUUGGAAAGAAGUGUUUAUUAUCAGAGUGGGGAGGGUUUUUUCUCAUCCUGGAGACGUUUGGGUGUUACAAUAAUGGAAAACUACAGGCUCAAUACAGAGUGGAUCAAAAAGCUUAGGAACACAUCAUCAAGAUUUUAUGCAGUUGUAUCAGCUGGUAAAACUGUCCCCAAACCCAGUAACCAGCCAGUUAAGAGGCCACCAAAGGCACCAAGGACCAAGCAGCCAUCCAGAACGAACCUGCCACUCUCAGACAUGGAGAAUCUGAUGCAGUGCACAGCCUUUGCAACAGCAGAUGAAUAUCAUCUUGGUAAUCUGUGUCAUGACCUGACUUCACAUGGAUAUGUUGAAAUAACGAGUUUGCCUAGAGAUGCUGCAAAUGUUUUGGUGGUCAGUACUGAGAAAUCUGCAAAAGAAGAUGAUCCCGGCAUGAUUUUUUUCUUCAGGGAAGGGGCUGUUGUAUUUUGGAAUGUGGAAGAGAAAAGUAUGAAGAAUAUUAUGCGAGUGCUAGAGCAGCAUGAAAUUCAGCCAUACGAAGUUGCACUGGUCCAUUGGGAAAAUGAAGAGCUGAACUAUAGAAUAGGAGAAGGUCAGUCAAAACUUCAUAAAGGACAAAUCUUGUUAAAUUCUGAGCUGGAUAGUGAUGAAGUUGUUCUGCAGAAAUUUGCCUUUUCAAAUGCUCUUUGUCUUUCUGUGAAGCUGGCUAUUUGGGAAUCAUUACUGGAUAACUUUGUGGAAUCUAUCCAGUCAAUUCCUGAGAUUCUAAAGUCCCGAAGGAAGGUAAAACUCUCUCAUGCAGAUGUGAUGCAGAAAAUUGGAGAACUCUUCGCACUAAGACACCGUAUAAAUCUGAGCUCAGACCUGCUAAUAACACCAGACUUCUACUGGGAUAGAGAAAAACUGGAAGAGCUUUAUGACAAGACUUGCCAGUUUCUCAACAUUAAUCGCAGAGUUAAGGUAAUGAAUGAAAAGCUCCAGCACUGCAUGGAGCUGACAGACCUAAUGCGAAAUCACCUGAAUGAAAAGCACGCACUGCGCCUUGAGUGGAUGAUUGUAAUACUAAUCACCAUAGAGGUUGGUGGGGCUUUUUUCAACAUUACCAACAUAAGUGCAAUUUCUAUGCUUCAUACUUUGAGAAUUAAGAUCACUGUUAUUAAUGUGAUGUACACGGGGAUUAAUAUUUGUACCAACUUUCAAAUAGCGGCUACAGUUACUUUUCAGAUUAUCUGAUUUAUAGUGUAAACUGGUUUAAAGAUUUUUAAAUAAAAUAAAAAUCCACAUCAA
This is a messenger RNA of Taeniopygia guttata (zebra finch), 1656 nucleotides long. Lineage: Eukaryota; Metazoa; Chordata; Aves; Passeriformes; Estrildidae. The record is from RefSeq and is a predicted model, not a curated record.